GCUCAGCGCUGUGUAGAAGUGUAAACACGCGGCGCCCCGGUCACGUGCGCAGUAAGGUGGGGCACCGAGUUGAUGAAAACACGACAAAGGGGCUGACUGUUCCCAAUCAUGUCCCACUGCUCACAUGACAUUCAUCUGAGACUCUGUGAUGCGUCGACUGGGUCAGCUAGCUUCUUUGCCUUUGCAGAGGCAAGUGACAUGGGGCGUGUCCCAGAGCUCAAAGGUGCUUCUUGGGCAAAGAAGAUUCCUGGCAGUUUCUGCUGCGCAAGUGAAGGAGCUGAGAGAUAGAACAGGUGCUUCCAUGGGCAAGCCACUGCCUCAGAAUUGCCACCGCCCACAGCAUUGGUGCUAUUUGUCUUGCGAAAACAGGUGCCGGGAAGCACUGAAGGAGGAAGGCGAUUUGGAGAAGGCGGUGGUUUGGCUGAAGAAGCGAGGCUUGCGAUCCAUGGAGAAGCGUGCGGCCGACUCCGACGAAGCCCUGCUCUCCUUGGGUUUAGCAGAAGCUGGAGCAAUUGUGGAGCUGAGAGCAGAGACCGACUUCGUGACAAGGAGCGAAGUUUUUCAGCAGACAUUGCGACACCUUGCCCACAUGAUGGCAGCAUCCCCAGAUGCUGCCAAAGAUCAGGCUCUGGAUAUGACAAUUCCAGAUGGACCUGAAAGACCUGCGCAGCUGCGAGCUGGUGCAACGCUUUCUGAGGCACUCUUGGAGCUUGGAAGCGUCUUGGGAGAGAAGCUGGUCCUUGGAAACGUUCAUGUUCUCUCCCCUCGACCUGGUGGGAUUGUGGCAGGCUAUGUGCAUCCGAAAUCAGCGGAUAGCAUGCGGGGCACUGGCCGCAUGGCUGGCUUGGUCUCUGUCAGAUCACCCGACAGUCAUAGCAGCGCUGAUGGCUUCCGAGCAAUGGCCAGCCGUUUGGCCAGACACAUCGUGGCGGCCCAGCCUCGAUUUCUGGACAUUGACCGCAUUCCUGUGGAGACCUUGCGGAAAGAACGCGAGGUCUUCAAGGCCGCUCAUUUGGCACAGCUGAAUCCAAGGAUGUCUGGCACCAUUGAUGACAAGGUCCUUCAGAAGGUGCUGGAUGGGAAGACGAUGAAGUUCUACCAGGAAUGUGUGUUGCUCUGCCAAGAACUCGUGAUGCCGCAGGUGUCCUCUGACAAAAAGGUCUUGCCUGUUGCAGAGUGGCUUGAGGCAGAAGCGCGAGAAUUGGGCGUGAGCCGCAUUCUGGUGGAGGACUUCAAACUUGCAGUGUUGUGAAGCAAAACAGAUCAGCCCGUCCAACAUAUUGGACUGGCCAACGUUUGCAGACACCGGCGCUGGUGUUUGUGCAAGCGAAAUACAGAUGGAUUAGCGUCGAACUCAAAA
Durusdinium trenchii is the source of this 1360-nucleotide messenger RNA. NCBI's taxonomy places the organism in Eukaryota, Dinophyceae, Suessiales, Symbiodiniaceae. The record is from the annotation of a GenBank genome assembly.